UCGCUCCUUGGGAAGUCAGUCAAAGAACCCGCUCUUGUCAUUGGUUAAUAAAAAAAAUAGUGAGUUUUGACUCCGCCCCCACUUCGCUGUUUGCGACCCGCGCCGCGGAAGUUGGAAUACAGGCGACCCAAUUUCAGUCUGUGUACACACCCACAGCCGACAUGCUGCAGUGCGGGAUGUCAGAACGGGACAAGCGGACUCUCCGUAAGCUGUCUGCGGUUCUCUGCAAGCAAAUGGUGGUAGACGCGCAACUUGUCCAGUCUCUACAGGCGGACGAAAUCCUUAACGAUGAAAUGGCGGAGAGCAUUCUGAACGAGAAAACCUCUGGAAAGCAAAACUGGCGGUUGCUUUUCCUUCUACCCAAGCGGGGCCCCAGUGCGUUCAACAGCUUCUGCUCAGCACUGCGAGACACUGAGCAGCACCACUUGUGUGACCUGAUAGAGAAACACAGCACAAGCAAUUCGAAACUUCAGCCAGAACGAGAUACGCAAGUGUUGAAGACUUACCCAGAGGAAAUAAGUGAGUUGCAGAGGUUUGUCGAGGCCCCUCUUCCACAUCCUACACAAGAGGCCAUAGCAGCUAAGAGACAACGGACACACGAUUCCAUGGAAACAAGUCUGGAUACCGACUGCCCUAUUACAACCCCAGUGCUUCCGUGCACCCGAGACUUCUACCUGACUCGCUGCAAACAGUCUUACAGGAUGUGUUCGUCACCGAGAGGCUGUGCCUUGGUGAUCAGUAACGUGACCUUCGACCCCUCCACCGCCCCUGACCUCGACCACAGGAAGGGCGGUGAGGUGGACGAGGAGGUUCUCCGGAAGGUCUUCACAGAGCUAGACUUUGUAGUCUCCGUGCACCGGAACCUCACCGCUCAGGCUAUGCGGGAGUGCAUUGAGCAGUUCUGCCAGCUUCCAGAGCACAGGACGGCAGACAGCUGUGUGGUGUGUCUGCUGUCCCACGGCGUGGACGGAGCUGUGUACAGCACAGACGGAGAGCUACUCCAGCUGGACUGGGUGUUUGAGGCGUUCGACAACUCCCACUGCCCGCUCCUGCAGAACAAGCCCAAGAUGUUCUUCGUCCAGGCCUGCAGAGGGGAGGAGAUGGACUGUGGGGUGGUGCAGACAGACGGGCCGGAGAGGACGGGCUCCCCCAGCUGUGAGCAGCGGGACGCAGGGCGGGAGGGAGAGGGAGACCCUGGCUCCAGACGGCCCGUGUCACUGGGCAGGCCCAGGAUCAAGCUGCCCCAGCGCUCGGACAUGAUCUGUGGCUUUGCUUCGCUGAAAGGUCAGAGACUAAGCACUGCAGCCAUGAGGAACACCAAGAGAGGGUCCUGGUUCGUCCAGGAGCUCAACGAGGCCCUGCGGUUGCGCUCCCGGGACACCCACCUGGCCGACAUCCUGGUGCAGGUGAAUGCACGUAUCAAGGAGAGAGAGGGCUUCGCGCCGGGCACUCCCCACCACCGCUGUAAAGAGAUGUCAGAGUUCACCAGCUCUCUAUGCAAUGACCUCUUCCUGUUCCCCAAGUACCAGCACCGGUUUUGACUUCUGAUCUCACACAGACAUACAGACACAUGCACAUGCACAAAAACACACACGCACACACACACACACACACACACACACACACAAACCAGAACAUGCAUACAUAAACACAAGAGCGUAUGCAUUCACAUGCACACAUACAAAAACACACAAACACACACACAGAUCUUUCCUUUUUUUCAGCACUCAGUCGCACACUGGUGCAUUCCAUCUCACUCUUUGCCACACUCUUUAUUUCUACACGUCAUUAUUACAUUCCGCUGUAAAAGCACUUUUUAAGCCCAUUCAUUCAGAGGAUCAGUUAAUUUCAUUCACGUUCAGGAUUGUUUUGUUCAUUUGCUGUUCAAACAUCGGUGCCCUGUCCACCGACACACAAACACACCCAAAUCCUGGAGGGGAAAAGGAGGAAGCUUAUGUUAAUCUACAUGUACUUGGACAUGUUGUGGGGAUGCAUGUGUUUGCAUCCAAUUAGAGGCUGAGCGUAUUCAUGUGUGUUGCUUUCUAUGCCAGUUAUGGGUUUAUUAGGGCUUAUGAUUCAGAGGUUGAGGUUUCAUAGGUUUCUUUUAAAACAAGUUAUUUUUACGUAGAUCUAUUUUUGUUGCAUUAUUUUUUAUGAAUCUGACUUUUAUAGGGAUUUCCAUAUUUUCCAUGUACAUGUUUGUUUUUUUGUAUGUUGUGAACAUUUCUCCUACAGACAGGGGGCAGUAUAGAAUUAUUGCCUGUGCCACAGAAAAAAAAGCACUUGAACCCUGCUUUACUGCAUAUCAGCAGUUCGGGAAUUGUUGCUGGUUCGUCAGUUCUACCAGGCUUUGGUUAAUGCGAAAAGUUAAGAGAGCACAUUGGACCAACACCAUAUUAACAUCCCUUUAUACCACAAUUGUUACACACCUUGAAUACAUUCCCACUGGAGUGGUUAAGCUCCACGUAAACCAAAGACAAAGGCAUGUCUUUUGUAACUCCUCUCCACUCCUCAAGCUGAUGGCCGUCUGGGGCCCCUGACGCCAUCUAACGGCCCUAUUGAGAGCUCUGUUCAGGUCCAUGUCCCUGCUCUUCCCAACCUGGCGUCCGGGCGCCUUUGAGCUGUUAUUGAGCUGUUAUCUGUGAACAUCCUCGCUAGGGUGGAAGCCACUAUAAGCCUCGUGCUGUCAAGUAGCCAUCGAGCCGAACCCCCCCCCCCCACCCAUCCCGGUGGUCCGCCAGGGGAAUGUGGUGCUAGUCGCGGGGGUCACGUAUCUACAUGUCGAACUUCGACCUUCACUAUAACUCCGACGCCUAAUAGUAUUUCUCCGCGUGUGGACCACCCCCUGUGCACUGUACAUUGGCCAGCAGACUGCUAUCUCCAUGGAUACAGUCGCUACACUGUAUGAGGUCCAGAUUGGCAAAAAAAAAAAGUAUAAUUUUUGGCCCAAUCCCAUUUCUACCCCUUACCCCUUCCCCUUCCCCCUGCCCCUUGUUUUGAAGGGGUAAGGGGUAGAAAUGGGAUUGGGCCUUUUUCUUUCUUUGUACAAAAUCUAUGCAGUUUUCAAUGGCAGCUGGGCCUCUGAGUGUUAACAUAUCUUUGGUUUGCAUAUUUGACCACAGGGACUCCACCAUACAGCGGGUGAUCAGGCUCUGCAUGUUUCACCAGGCCAUGUUUCAUGACGGCAGUUGGUUGUUUCCUUAAAAGAAGGUGUGUUUGGUUACCAGGGUGUUAGAGCGAUAGAGGAGAGAACAGUAUUGAGUUGUCAGAUGUCCACAAACAAAAUAUGCAUCAGGUGC
Gadus macrocephalus (Pacific cod) is the source of this 3299-nucleotide messenger RNA. It is a transcript of the gene casp2, whose product is annotated as caspase 2, apoptosis-related cysteine peptidase. Bases 162 to 1541 code for a protein of 459 amino acids. NCBI's taxonomy places the organism in Eukaryota, Metazoa, Chordata, Actinopteri, Gadiformes, Gadidae. The transcript is spliced from 12 exons. Gene Ontology annotation, molecular function: cysteine-type endopeptidase activity. The record is from RefSeq and is a predicted model, not a curated record. Gene Ontology annotation, biological process: proteolysis; regulation of apoptotic process.